This is a messenger RNA of Volvox carteri f. nagariensis, 2628 nucleotides long. RefSeq lists its product as uncharacterized. The record is from RefSeq and is a predicted model, not a curated record. The transcript has 7 exons. Bases 1 to 2628 code for a protein of 875 amino acids. NCBI's taxonomy places the organism in Eukaryota, Viridiplantae, Chlorophyta, Chlorophyceae, Chlamydomonadales, Volvocaceae.
AUGCCUAUGGAAAAAUGCCAUGUAUAUAAAAAUGGUCCCCAUGUGGUGGAGUACAAGUAUUUCUUCAAUACAAGCCUGAUCAGUAACAGUUCGUUAAAAAUCCGGCAUGCAGGGAUGACUGAAACCGCAGAGAAUGCUUAUCCACAGGAUGAGGAUUCCACCUCUUUUGACCUCCUUGGACUCUUUGACAGCAUCCUGCUGCCGUCGACGGUGCUGCUGCGGUUGGACUUGAGCACGCGAAAGCUGCUGCGUGUUUGCUGCAAACGACUGCGCGCAGAGGUGGACGCCCACGUGAGCAGCAUCACCAUUAACAGGUAUAACAUCGCUAAGCUGCAGCCUACCGAGCCCGGCUCCCUGUCCCGCCGCUACCCUCGCCUUCGCCGACUGGCAUUCGGCGCCAAUGAGCCCCGCGAUGUGGCCGCACUGCUGCGCGCACAGCUGCCCACACUCGCCCCCUCCCUGGACUGCCUGGACUUCUGGUCAUAUUACGCCUCCAUCCCCACCGACCUGUGGACGGCGCUGGUGGAGCUCGCACCGCCAGCCCUGACGCUGCGGCUCAACAUUAAUGAGAGCUUGUUGCGCCGCAUGGAGGUGGCGGCCGUCCUGGAUGCACUUGCGGCGCUGCGGGCCGGCCGGCCUGGCCUUGCGGUGGAGUUCAACACGGGGCACACGUCCUUCGGUUUCCGCAGCACUGAGCCCGCAACACUGCGCUUCCUGGCAUCCGCCGACUACGUGCAGUCGCUGGGCUUCAGCAUCGGCCUCAGAGGCAGGGAACUGCAAAACAGCAGCUUCUUCAAGUGCUUUGUAACAGGAGGGGCGGUGGCGGAGGAGGAGGAGGCGGAGGGGCUGCAGCGGAUGCCGACGCAGCCGACGGCAGCAGCGGAGCCGCCGGCGGGGAGCGCUAUCCAGGCGCUGUCUUUGACGCACUACGAGUCGGUAGAGCGGCCGCCGGUUGGUCCGCUGCUGCAUGGCCUACACCUUUUGACGUCACUUCGCAGCCUGACACUGGACUGUGAGAUCAGUCUGUGGGAGCUGAGUCCUCUGUCCUGCUGCCUCGCACUCACGCAGCUCACAGUGGACCUGCUCACAGCCCGGCCUCAAGGACGGCAACCACCACAAGCUGCAGCAGAGGCUCAGCCACCGCCGCCGGCCCCGGCCUUUUUAGCGUUGUGGGACCCUGGCGCAGCGGGUGGCGGCAGAGACGGCGGCUGGGGGGGGACGGCGGCGGCGCCGCUGCCCCAGGUUCUGUCACUGACGCUGGGCAGCGAGUCUCACUCGGCGCAGCCCCUGGCGGAGAUCUUCCCGGGGCUUACGGAGCUGGUUUCGGUGCCAUGCACGCGGCCUGUGGGGGUGUACAACGUGUUCCAUUGCGGGUUGAUGCUGGGGAACGCGUCGCGGCUGACGCGGCUAUCAUUGGGCUGCGUGGUGGCGGUGGAGGCACCGGCAGCACUGGCACGCGUGACAUCGCUGACGUCGCUGGCCUUCACGCACGCUGAUAAUGCCUCCACGUUGGGACUGCUGUACGCUGCGGCGGCGUUGCCAUCGCUACGGCGGCUGGCGCUAUGGGACCACGAGGAUGCCGACGAGUACCUAGCGCUCAAGGCAGAGCUCAUGCCGCCAGCGCUCUUCUCCUCCAAUGACGACCAAGGCGCGGCAGCAGCGCCGCCGCUGCCGUUGUUAUCUCUCCCCCAUCUUGAGGAGCUGGAGGUGCGGGCGACGUCACCGGAGUUUUUCGAUGAGGUGGCUGAAUUGGUGGCAGCUGGUGUACUGCAAUUCGGCGGCGGCGGCUGCACCGGCGGCAGUGGCGGCCUGCGUUGCGCCCGGCUGGACGCCUGUUACGACCCUCCGCUGUUGCGAAUGGAUCGUCUGGGGUCACUGCUGGCCGCACUAGGUCCGGAUCUGCGGCGCGCGGUUGUGUCGGGUUGGGCCACACCUGGGAGCGAGGCGGCCCUGCUGCGGCUGGGGCGCAACAUUGGGCGACCCCACCUGCCCAGCACUCCACAUCCCACACCAACAGCCGGAUGCCGCCACUGCCUCCGGUGCUGCGGACUGCAGCUGCAGCAGCGGCGGCGGCAUCCAGCUCUCUAUCACGGUAUGGAGCCCAGCACCGGGCUGAUCGCUCCUCGGGGCGCAGCAGCGCCGCCGCCAGCCGCAGCGCCAGGCGCUGACUGCGGCUCCGCUGCUGGUCGCACGGGAUGGCCUCCAGCGCAGGGUAGUGCUGGUGUCCACACCCCGCACCUACGGUACAAUCCCUACAUGGUCCCACAUUUGGCAGCCGCGCCCGAAAAACAUUAUCCUCCUGCCAGGGUUGUGUUUGUUCCACGCCACCCACUGCUCCCACCUGUCGGAGAGCAGCACCCGAAGGAAAGUGUCAUCCAUAUCCACGGACGCUGCGCUGGCGUAGGUGCUAUGGCUCCUGCGGCCGCCGCCGCCGCCGCCAUCACGGGGGGUUGGCUACGCGGUUCCACGGGGCCGGCAGGGCUCGCCCCGCACAGUGCGCAGUACGACAGCAGCAAGUUACCAAGUAGGCUUCCGAUGUCAUACGACAUAGGGCCAUACGUGGCAAACUCCCAGUCUAUGAGGUAUCGGACGUGGGCGCAGGUGCCCGUCUACCUUUUGAGAACAUGA